Crotalus tigris (Tiger rattlesnake) is the source of this 3166-nucleotide messenger RNA. RefSeq names its product cytochrome P450 2F3-like. The coding region runs from base 470 to 1975 and encodes 501 amino acids. Gene Ontology annotation, cellular component: cytoplasm; intracellular membrane-bounded organelle. NCBI's taxonomy places the organism in Eukaryota, Metazoa, Chordata, Lepidosauria, Squamata, Viperidae. The transcript has 9 exons. Gene Ontology annotation, biological process: xenobiotic metabolic process. The record is from RefSeq and is a predicted model, not a curated record. Gene Ontology annotation, molecular function: iron ion binding; heme binding; oxygen binding.
GCCCUGCCAGAUUUCUCUGGAACUGCAAAGCAAUGUAUAAAUAUGGCUUGAGAAAUCUGAGUCACGAUGGUGGCUUAUCUUCAGGCUUGUCUCUCUGUCAAGGGAGUGCAUCCUCAAGCUCCGAGGCAACAGAGAGGGCAGAUCACGUGCAUGGAGUCGUCUUGGAUGCUGCAAGAGAGCACAAGCGAGGAAAGGGAAGGUGCCAAGACAUUCCAGGAAAACCAAAAACUUUUUUAAAGGGGGACUUUAAAAGGAAUCGCACCCCUUACGUUCCUAGAUCCCCAGCAGAAUUGGCUCUUUCAGCCCAGCCCCACCCAGCUGACCCGGGUCGAGCCUCAGGCUGUGAACCAACUUCCGGUGGCCCAGGGACUGGCACAAGCGAGGGCUUCGGUGUCCUGACCGUAUAUAUCCUGCUGGCAGGAGAGGGCCGCCAACCACCUUGUCAGCACCAGCCGAGCUUGCAGCAGCCAUGGAGAUCUCGGCCAUCACUCGGAUGGAUUUUGCGGGACCCUUCAGCAUUCUGCUGGCCAUGGCUGCGUCAUGCCUCCUCUUUCUCCGCUUCACAGCCAAGAAGAGGAUCACUGGCCUCCCACCAGGCCCCCCCACUCUCCCCUUCAUCGGCAACAUGCUCCAGGUGGACGUGAAGGAUCUGAUCCCCUCCCUCAGAGAACUCAGCAAGACCUACGGCCCCAUGUACACCUUCUAUCUGGGCUCUCGCCCCUGCGUGGUCCUUUCGGGGUACCAAGUGCUAAAGGAGGCGCUGAUUGACAAAGCCGAGGAGUUCAGUGGCCGUGGGGACUUCCCGGCAGUCCAGAUGUGGAGCAAAGGAAACGGGAUCGUGUACGGGACGGGGGAGCGCUGGAGGCAGCUGCGCAGGUUUGCCAUCUCGACCCUGAAGAAUUUUGGGAUGGGGAAGCGGUCCAUGGAGCAGCGGAUCAAGGAGGAGGCCCAGUUCCUGGUGGCCGAGUUCCGCAAAACCCAAGGCCAACCCUUUGACCCCACCUUCCUCCUGAGCUGCUCUGGCUCCAACAUCAUCUGCUCCCUCGUCUUUGGAGAACGGUUUGAAUACACAGACCAGACCUUCCUCACCUUGCUCCACCUGAUCAACAGCAACUGGAAGCUCAUGAGCUCCACCUGGGGACAGCUGCUUUUCGUCUUCCCAAACAUCAUGAGGUGGGUCCCAGGACCCCACCAGAGAAUCUACGCUAAUUACCUGAAGCUGGCAAAGUUUGUGGGUGAGCGGUUGGAGAUGAACAGGCAGACCCUGGACCCCAACUCCCCGCGGGAUUUUAUUGACUGUUUCCUCAUCAAAAUCCAGCAGGAAAAGAACAAUCCCAAUUCUCACUUCAACGAGGACACGAUGUCGAAGAGCACCGUCAAUCUCUUCUUUGCCGGUACCGAAACGGUCAGCUCCACCCUGCGCUACGGGCUGCGCAUCCUCCUGAGGCACCCCGAGGUGGAAGAGAAGCUGCAUGAAGAGAUCGACCGGGUCAUCGGGGGCAACCGUGGCCCCUGCAUGGACGACCGGAGCCAGAUGCCCUACACGGACGCGGUCAUUCAUGAGAUCCAGCGCUACGCCGACAUCGUCCCGAUGGGGGUGCCCCACACAGUCACAAAGGACACCCAGUUCCGGGGAUAUCAUCUCCCCAAGGGCCUCAACAUCAUCCCCUUACUCUGCACGUCCCAGUUUGACCCCACGCAAUUCAAGAACCCCAAGGCCUUCGACCCCACCCACUUCCUGGACGAGGCCGGGCAGUUCAGGAAGAGGGAGGCCUUCAUGGCUUUCUCAGCAGGCAAGCGGGUAUGCCUGGGCGAAGGCCUGGCCAACAUGGAGCUCUUCCUCUUCCUCACCACCAUCUUGCAGAAUUUCCGGCUGAAAGCCCUGGUGGACCCCAUGGACAUCGACAUCACCCCCGAGUCCACCGGCCUGGGCAGCAUCCCUCGGCCUUACCGGUUCUGCCUCCUCCCCCGAUGAAGGGCUGCUCUGGGUUGCUCACCUUGCAGUCCAGAUGCCCAUGCCCCCAUUCAGGUGGACCCCCCCAACCCCUCCCUUGUGACGCUGUCUCGUUUUCCUCUGGCCCCAGUGUUCCCAGCCUUCCCAGUCCCCGCCUGCCUGCCUGCCCCUUCCCGGUGGGGCUUCCUCUGGAGACGCUUGCCUUGGUGCCAGGGGAUGCCCAGGCAUUCUCUCGGGCUCUGGGCUGCGCCUGGCACCCACCAGACCUUGUCUAGUGCCGGAGAGGAGGGCCUCGGCACAUGAGCCUCAGGGGCGCGACCCCUCUGCCCUGGGUGCUUCGAAGGGUCUUGGCAAGGCUGAGGAGGUCUGCAUUAGGAAGCGCUGGCUCUGGUUUCUUUACCCAAAGCCCCCUCACUUCAUGCCACAUUUUCCAGGGGAGGGAAACUUGCAGAGGGAGUGCCAGGGGUGGUGAUGCUGAGUGAGCAGGCUGGUUGCCCAACUGGCAGAGGGAGAAUCCACUUUGAGGGCGUGGCUUUCAGAAAGAGGACUGGGGGGGGGAGAAGCACAUCCAGGUGCCCCAUAGGCUAAUCUGCACAGCAUCUGAGCGGGUUGCUGCUCCUCACAGCCACCAAAGGAAAGCUGAUGGUUUUCAAAGGGAUCCCCUCUGCCCCCCCUCCUCCGGUUGGAUGGGUUUCUAUCAUGCUGCUACUCCGGGGUGUGCCAUUCCUGCCUUCCCGGACCCCAAAUCUUGCUGGCUGGAAGUCAUGAGAGCCUGGAGAAAGGGAGGCUUUGGUCACACCGGUGAUUGAAUAGUUUGUGUGCAAAUCCCACGCAGAUUCCCAUCCCUGGUCCCGAAUGCAGAAGGGGGUCUACUCUUGCUUGCUUGCUUGGCAUUUUAUUCAGAAUAUUUGUAUCCCACAUUCCAAUCCCGAAGACCCUCAAAACAGAUUAUAAACAAUUCUGAAAUAUAAAAGCUUGCUGAAAUUGAUUAGUAGAGCAGAAGAACCUCUACAAAAGCAGGAUUAUUCCAGGCCCCUGGACUGUGAAACACCUGUCAGUGUUUUAACAUAAAAAUCUGGCAAUGUCCCUUCGGUGAUUUGGAAGUAAACUUUGAAAACACUGGGUACUGUGCAAUUCAACUUUUGCAUAAUAAUGUUACUUAUUUCUUUUUGUCCAUCUGCGAAAUUAUCACAUUUCAGCCCCACCCACAGG